UUUGAUGGGAAAUUUUUUUUCGUAGAGAAAAAUAUCCCAUAGGGUUGCCAGAUGCGACGCGACAGCCCCGACAGCCAAAAAGUGACAGCUGUCAGUGAAAAAAAGGGAGAAAAAAACCGUGGACGUGUUCCAUAAAAUUUAUUUGUUAUUUCCAUACUUUUUUGUGCAUUUUGUGUGGAGUAAUAAGAUUCUGAAGGAUACAUCGAAAUUCCUGGGAGAUUGUGAAAAGCCUAUAGAACAGGAUGAGCAGUAAGAAGGAGAGCGAAAGGACAAAAUUUGUCCAGGAGAAGUGUCAAAAUUUGCUGACUCAAAUGCUCAGAGAUGAAGAUAACAAAUACUGUGUUGAUUGCGAUGCAAAAGGACCCAGAUGGGCGUCUUGGAAUCUGGGCGUUUUUCUCUGCAUCCGAUGUGCUGGGAUUCACAGAAAUUUGGGGGUUCACAUCUCACGCGUGAAAUCUGUCAAUCUGGAUGCAUGGACACCUGAACAAGUGGUGUCCCUGCAGCAGAUGGGCAAUUCUCGGGCUCGUGCUGUCUAUGAAGCUCAACUUCCGGACGGAUUCCGUCGUCCACAGACUGAUUCGGCGCUGGAGACUUUUAUUCGUGCCAAGUAUGAGCAUAAGAAGUACUUAGCUAGAGAAUGGGUUCAGCCACCUCCGCCAAAGGUGGAUUGGGAGAAGGAGAUUGAGGAAGAGAUGGAGAAAUUGAAGAGAAAAAAGAAGUCUUCAAGUACUCUGGGUCUCUCGAGUGUGGUGUCUGCAGAUGCAGGCGGAGGUAAGAAGAAUCUGGGAAAAUCUGCACCAAUUCCAGCUCCCCUGCCGAAGCCGAAAGCCACCUCGAGUAGUCCCAAGAGUUCCCGUACUACUACUGCUACUGCUGCUGCUGCUGAACAUAAUGCCCCUACAAAUGCCACAUCCGAUUUGCUGGGUUUGUCAUCACCUGUAGCCGCCAAUGGACCCAGUAAGUCAGCCAGUGAUCUGGCUGGGGAUGCCUUCAACAGUUUUCUAAGUGCUCCUCCUCCUGCCACUGAGGCGGACUCCAAGGGGGGCAAUGCGUUGGAUAAGGAGGAAGCGGACUUUUUCAAUCAGGUGCCCAGUGAGAAGGAGAAGGCCAAGAUGACCAAGGAUAGCAUCAUGGCACUCUAUGCAACAGCACCAACGCCGAAUUUCAGCAAUUUCAGCCAAUUCCCACCGCCUCAGUCGCAAUUUCCGCCAUUUGGUGGGGCUCCUCAACAGGGAACUUUUGGGGUGCCCGCGGGCUACCCAGCGGCACCCUUUGGGGCUCCGCAGCCUGUUCCUCCACCGAGUCUCAAUAAUGGUGCAAUGUUCGGAUUUCCAACGACUCAGACCCAAAUGCAACCGAGUGCUUUUGCCCAAUUUACGCCAUUCCAGCAGCCACAAACAAAUGCCACGACGGGCAACCUCAAGGCGGCCCCACCCCCAAACGCCAAUCCCAAUCUCAAUCAACAGUUCGGCAAUCUCAAUCUGGGCAAUGUGUGGCAAUAGGCCAGAGGGAAGAACGGAGAGAGAGAGAAGUAUAUGAGCUUUUCGCGUGUACGACCUGAGAUCAAUAUCACUAGACUUUAAGGAAAGACUUGAAGCAGGACACCGAGAGAGAGAGAAGAAAUUCCCAAGGGAAUUUACAGAGAAGGUAGGAAGUUUAAAUGAAACAUUUAUUAACACUCCGGGUGAUAUUCCAUUUAAUUAAUGUUGCAGAGAAAUUAAUUAAGUUAUUAUUUAUUGAGAAAAUAAACAAAGCCAUUAUUUUUUUUCUGACUGACUCUCAACACGCAAAAAAUAGCGCUAAUUUUUCUUUUUUGCAUUUUAUUUAUCAGAUUUUUGUUUGAAUUCCAUCAGCCAGGAAUUCAAUCAAUCUCUAUCGCAUUGACAGAUGAUUUAUUAGACAAAUUAAAUUUUUAAGACCUUGGUAAAUGAACUAGAAUUUAAUCAAGUUUCGUUAAGAGAAAAAUUAAAUAAAGUUUCAUUAAAUAUAGUUCCAACAGUGGCAAAAUAUGAAAUGAAUUUAUUGCUCACUCUUUGAAUGCGAUAGCAAUAAGAGAUUUCUUUAAGAAUGGUAAAUCCUGUCCUGUGUCUAUUUUCCGAAGAAUGGGAGAAUGUUUCAGAGAACCCGAAGCACUUGAUAAUAAUAAUUUUUUUUGAGAAACCUCUUAAAAAUCCGAAAAACAUUUUCAAAAAAUUUACAAUGCCCGAGAAAGUACAAGAAAAAAAUAUUUUUGAAAAUAAAGAUUAAGGCUGCUAUUCUGCCAUCUUUAUAAUUUUGUAAGAUUUUGCGGAAUUUGGAAUUCUUGUUAGAGUCAAUCCAAGGUUGAGCAAUUCUGCCGCCAAGAAAUUUUAUAGCAAAAAUUGAACAAGAUAUAAAAAAUUUGGAGACUUAUCGUGCAGUGCCAUCUGCGGAAUUAUUUGACACUGUGUGUUUACAGUGGUUUGUUAUUUUUCACGAAAAAACCAUUAAAAUAUUUUUAAAGGUAAUUAUAUUCAAUUCAACCUUGACAAAACUUUCACUUUACACAAUUUAAAAGGAUCUCUAAACUUUCCUUGGAUCGUACAGGAAAAUGUAUGGAACUGUCAAAGAAUUUUUGGAUGAAUUGAUAAAUUCUUGGAUAUAUAAUAUGGUAAUUUGAAAAUUUUGUUGGAGACUUUACAACAAGGUCUAAAAUAUUUGGAGAGUACUAAUAUUUUAGAACUUUAUAUUUUUUCUGUGAGAAUACCAAAUUUCAUGGAUCUUGCUCAGUUAUAAAAUUAUAAAGAUGGCAGAAUAGCAGCCUAAGUCUUAAAACACAAAAUAGAAAAAGACUUUCAAAAAAUCCGCGAAAUAUGAGAAAAAUAUACAGUUUGAUAAUAAAUUAGAUAAACUACAGUAAAACAUCAUAAAACUCGAUGAAAUGUUCUAAGUAAUUUUGAAAAACACAAAUAAAAAAAAUCCGCAAAAGUUCAAAAUAUUGUGUGAAAGUUUCCGGAUCGGUAUCAGAAAAACUCCAUCUUCUUCUUCCUUUUUACGUCUUGGCUGUCGGACUAAAUCAGGGCCAUAUAGCCAAGAAAAGUUCCAUGAAACUCAUAAACUAUUAAUCAAUAAAUUAUCUUUAAAAAAAUGGAUGAAACCCAAAAAAUAUCUCACAGAACUCAAAAAAGAAGAAAACAUAUUCAAAUCCAUCGAUUCGCAGUCACAGUUUGGUUAUUUGAAAGUGUCUUGGCUAAAAGGUAAUGAUCUCAAACACAAGUAGAUUUUGAUUCUCUAAUAGUGUCUUGGAUGAAAGGUAAAUGGAGCUCUAUUUGCACAAAAAGUAGUUGAAUUUCGAAGAAUUAAAAUUCAAUUUUAAAUUUUCAUACUAAAUUUUCGAACAAGGUGGGGAAAAUUUAUCAAAUGUCAGACAAAAAAGCUGGCAAAAGAGUUACUCAGUGAUUAUGGAGUGAUUUAAAUACUGGGGCAAGAACAGUAAGCAUCAUUGUUCUGUUUUUUCCUCACAACAAUGUGAAGACCGACAAUGUGAAUUUCGACACUUGAGCACUUCGAAAUUCGAACAGGAUGUACCUCAGCCACCUUGCGGAAUUAUCAAGAAGUAAGAAAGUCUCUUUUUUGGAUCUUCAAAUAGAUUUUCGAAUUUUUCAAGAUUUACUUGUGAAUGGUAAGAAUCAGGUCCAUAGCCAAGAAAAGCUCCAUGAAACUCAUAAACUGCUAAUCAAUAAAUUAUCUUAAAAAAAAUGGAUGAAACUCAAAAAAUAUCUCACAGAACUCAAAAAAGAAGAAAACAUAUUCAAAUCCAUCGGUUCGCAGUCACAGUUUGGUUAUUUGAAAGUGUCUUGGCUAAAAGGUAAAGUCAUUGUUCGAAAAUUCAAAUAAAUUUCGAAUAUUUGAAAUAAAUUGUGAGAAUCAAGUGAAUAAUUCAUUCUGAGCGAUUUUAAAAGAAUAUAAAGUGUUUAUCACUUAGCUCAAAGUGGCCAAUAUAAAUAUCCAUUUUAACCAGAAAAAAAAAACUAAUAAAUGAUAAGAAAUUAAAAUUUACUUUACACCAGACAAUGUCAAAAUUCAAGAUAUUUCACAACUUCUUAAUGUUCUCUUUGCCAAGACAAUUUCACUCUUUUUCCAUUUAAAAUAAUUUCUUUAAUAAAUUUGACUAAAACUAAAUUUUUACUUAACCUUUUUAGCAUUAAUAUAAUCUAAUUUGUUACAGAAGAAUAAAACAGUAUUAGGGGAAAGUACUCUCCAUUCAAACGUUCAUACCUUCGAAUAAUGUCAAUUUUCUUUUAGUUUUCCUAUGAAAUUUACACAUUUCUAUUAAAUAUUAGGUGGCUUAUCAUCGACUGUUGAUAAUUCCGUGAUAAUUAGGUGUAAAUCUCUUAGGAAAAACAAAAGAAAUUCACAUUAUUCGAAGGAAUGAACGUUCGAAGGGAGAGCACUUUCCCCUAAUACCCUUGUAUACUUCCAAAUAAUGGGCCCAUUUUUCUGGAGCAAUCGUAACAAAAGAACAACCUGUAUGAGUUAUGCUUCUGUUUUAUAAAAAUAGCCGAAGAAAAUCAUUUCUGCGUCCUUUCACUUUAAAGUUGUGGUAGGUACUCAGCUUCCGAACGCAUUAGCACCAGCCAUCGAACAUUGCAUUUUUCUGGAUACCUCAGAAAAAAAUCUCUAUACUGAAUAUAAUUUCUUCUUCAGAAGUCGACCAUCUGCCCCUAAUAGUUUAUAAAAGAGAAUUUUUGCGUCAAAAUAAAAAGAAAAAAAUGCAAUGUUCCUUACGUUCAGUAAGAAUCUUCCCGAUUUGAGAGCUCUCUCUCUCCAGUUGAGGUGUAGUGCAUAACGAAAAAACCUGUGACGUGUUACACAAAUUGAAUAAAUUCAUGAAAAGGGCAUUUACAGUAGAGUUCCUCAAAUUUGAACGACUACGAUUGAAUUCAAAAUGUCACAUUUGCGGAUAUGUGAAGAAAGUUUUGCGUGGAGUCUGAAUUAGAACCAUUUUUCUCUGGUGUUUCCUCAAAAUAAUCAUAUUAACUUCCUCAACAAAUUCCAUUUAUUUCACAAUAAAUUACACUGAUAUAUUCCCUAAAGUAAUUUUUCAUAACUUAGGCAAAGUGCAUUUCACAUGAAUUCCGUUAUAUUUUUGAAAAUAUUGUUCCACAGAUGAGGAAAUGUCAUCUAUAUCAAAGAAAUGUUCAAAUUAGAUGUACAGUAGACUCUCUCUCAAUUGGGCAUUUGGGGCAAAAUGUCAUCCAGUUUAUCGAUAGAUUUGGGCAUCAAAGCCUUUGUAAAUUCCACAAAAAGCGCUCAAUUAUAAAGAAUCACGACAAAAUAGGAAGAACUACAGCGAAUUUGAGCGAAUUAGCUUCAUAAUUAAACGUGAAAAUUGUCAACAAAAUUUUUCGCCGAGACGAUUGAGAGAGAGUCUACUGUAUUUUAAUGAAAUUCAAACGUUCUGUCAUACUGAAAUUCCACAAAACUUCACAAAAUUCAUGAAGUGUCAAAAAUACCGAAAAUUCGAAAUGGACAAACUGCCAGCGCUGAAGCUGCAAAUAAUGUGAAUUUGUACUUUCACCAGUCGAUUUUCGAAUAGGUUUGGCUUAGUUUUAGAGUGGCUUUGUCUCUUCGAAAGAUUAUUGCCGAACAGAACCAUUUGAAGGCUCUGUCACGUUCGGAAGUUGCUCUUCUUACCGUAUUUAUCUCAAAAUUGAAUAAUUUUCCUUUCAAACCUAAGUACAUCAAAACCGAAAAAUCGAGUUAACUCCUGUAAUUUCGAAUGAGUGAUAUUAUUUCUUGUUCGAAUUUCGAAAUGUAUCAAUUCGGUUUAGAAAACCAAAGCAACGAAAUUGAUAAUAUUCCUGCCUCAAUAAAUGAGCAAUAUCUUUCAUACGUUUUUAAUUUCGUUUAUAAAUUAUUAAAAACAUAGUACGAAAAUUCAGUUUGAAUUUUCGAACAUCUUUCAUCCGAGACACCUUCUGAUGUGAAAGAUACAAUAACACUUUGGUUCUGAGCAGACAAAUUUGUGUUAUUCACUGCCAGGAUUUAAAUUAAUCUAAGAUCGGUUAAUGCUCGGAAUUUACUGUUCGAAAUUUCUCAGUGUAUCUAUUCUUAACGGUGUCAAUCUUCUCUUUAUGAGGAAAGUCGCACAAACGAGGCUCAUAUUUGAUCCCAUUAUAAAUUUUUUAACAGCUUCUUAGUUUAGAAUUUAACAUUUUUUCAUAGCCUUGAUCGAAAAAUUUAAUGUGUAAAUUCGAAAUUUAGUUUGAACUUUUCGAACAUCUUUUAGCAGAGACACUGUAAAAAAACAAAUCUCCGGCUGUGAGUGCAAUUUUUUUUACUAAGUCCCUUUGUAGGAUGUCUUGGGUAAUCUUAAAUUUGCAUCACAUUUAUUUUAAAAAGGAAAAAAAAAAACGAUCACAGAGCAAAAAAAACUGAACGCAACAAAAUAAUCUUAAAGAAGAAAAUCUUCAAAUGCACAUAUUGAGCCCGAUCACAAGUAGAUUUUGAUUCUCCAAUAGUGUCUUGGAUGAAAGGUAAAUGAAACUCUAUUUGCACAAAAAGUCGUUGAAGUUAGAAGAAUUCAAAUUCAAUUUCGAAUUUUCAUACUAAAUUUUCGAACAAGUUGGGGAAAAUUUAUCAAAUAUCACACUAAAAAGCUGGUAAAAGAGUUACUCAGUGAUUAUGGGGUGAUUGCAUAAUGGGACAAGAACAGUAAACGUUGUUGUUCAGUUUUUUUCCUCACAAAAAUGUGAAGACCGAUACAUUUUGACACUUGAGCACUUCGAAAUUCGAACAGGAUGUAUCUCAGCCACCUUGCGGAAUUAUCUAAAACUAAGAAAGUCUCUUUUUUGGAUCUUCAAAUAGAUUUUCGAAUUUUUCAAGAUCUAGGUACUUCUGUACGGAAAGAUUAAAGAACAUUUAUUUAGAAAAAGACUUGAAAAGACAUCUAACAAUAAAUUAAUGUGCUCUUGGGAAUAUCAUCCACUCUUCCUAACUUCUCUCUAAUUAAACAUCUGUGACUAUUUUUGUGCAAAAAUAAAAUAAAUAGAAACAUCAUACAGCAUUGAUAUUCUCUCUGCAAACAAAAUAAGACACAUAUACUUCUAAUAAAUGAGUAUUUAAGUAAAAAGAAAAACAAAUUUAGAUGAAUUGUUUAAAAAAUUGUAUAAUGAUCCUUGGGAUCGAGGAGAAUGGAUAUAUUGUGCGUGAAAUAGGAAAUGAGGCCUAUUCUUGUGCUUGUCCCAAAAUUCAAUAAAAGAAUUUCUUUCCAUUUGGAAAAUUGCGGGGCAAAAAAAAGUGUAAUAUGUAUUUUUCCGUACUUGGACGAGAGUUUGUGAACUCGAGUUCAAGCAAAAAAAAAAAAAAGAAAAACUAAUAUGAAUCGAGUUGAAAUUAGGUGAAUAUUUUUUUUCUUUUCAUUUUGGAAAGAAUUUAAAAAAAAAAGGUAAAUAAUUGUGAAGAAAGGACAAAAAAUUGUGUAAUCUGUUGUCUGGAUGAAUAAAAAAAAAGAAAACAAGA
Messenger RNA from Phlebotomus papatasi, 7482 nucleotides. Its product is annotated as stromal membrane-associated protein 1. Bases 243 to 1502 code for a protein of 419 amino acids. The transcript is spliced from 4 exons. The record is from RefSeq and is a predicted model, not a curated record. Lineage: Eukaryota; Metazoa; Arthropoda; Insecta; Diptera; Psychodidae. Gene Ontology annotation, molecular function: metal ion binding; GTPase activator activity.